This is a messenger RNA of Homalodisca vitripennis (glassy-winged sharpshooter), 6909 nucleotides long. RefSeq names its product roundabout homolog 2-like. Bases 587 to 4159 code for a protein of 1190 amino acids. Gene Ontology annotation, cellular component: axon; plasma membrane. Gene Ontology annotation, molecular function: cell-cell adhesion mediator activity. Lineage: Eukaryota; Metazoa; Arthropoda; Insecta; Hemiptera; Cicadellidae. The record is from RefSeq and is a predicted model, not a curated record. The transcript is spliced from 17 exons. Gene Ontology annotation, biological process: homophilic cell-cell adhesion; axon guidance; dendrite self-avoidance.
CCGGGUAGAAACAUGGAAAUCGGUUCUGGCCAGUCCUUACAUCAUGUGACGUUCAGUUUCUCAAGGACUGCUAUUUAUUUUUAGUUUCCAUAUAUUCUUUCCGGUUCGAACAUUUCAGUGCAUGAGGUCCAAAAUCGGGAAGACCAACUUCCGUCGAACUCGUUUGACGUCCGAAACUCGGAAACAGAUGGAGUGCUAGGUUUAGCAGUUUGGUUAGAAAACGUAGAUUAUUUAUCAGUCAAAUAAACAUCACUAGGGAUCUUUUAAUCAUUGUGAACAUAAUUGAAAUGGUUAGUUAAAACAGAUUAGUCGAAAAUAACCUCUCAUAAGUGAAAAUUUGAAAUCCAAUCAUCAAAUGAGACAAGUGUCGAAUUUUCAUAAUCAAUGUUUUGUUAAUUUUUUUUUUAAUUUAAAUUUAAUCGUAAUAUUGUUUUACCAUUAAAUUCUAUGAAACCAGCCUGUUUUUAUUUCUUAAGACGUAAAUUUGCGAAAUUACAUCUGAUGUCUGAUAGUUAGUAUAGUCAGACUUAAUCUCUAACGCUAUACAAUAAUCUUAUGGGGGGACCAAAAGCCAUGUGCUCCAGCUAUGCUGUCCGAGACGAUGUCUAAGUCGGUUUACGAUGUACUACACCUUCUUCUUCUCCUCAUUCUUGCGCAUGCGCAGUACGUCGCAGGGGAACAGUACCGCGCCCCCUGGAUCACGGAGCACCCCACGGAUCUGAGCGUCCCCCGCCACGAGCCAGCAACCCUGAACUGCAAGGCGGACGGUAUCCCCACCCCUACAAUCGAGUGGUAUAAGGACUCCCAGCCCGUGCGUCCUUCGGCCUCCUCGCACCGCGUCCUGCUACCCGCAGGAGCACUGUUCUUCCUCCGCGUGGUCCACGGGCGCAAGGAGUCUGACGCGGGGGUGUACUGGUGUGUGGCGCGCAACGCCGCUGGAGUCGCCCGAAGCAAGAAUGCUACCCUACAAGUAGCAGUGUUGAGAGAAGAAUUUCGAGCACAACCGUCCAAUUUGAGAGUUGCUCAAGGCGAGACGGCGAUUCUGGAGUGCGGGCCUCCCAGAGGCACACCGGAGCCCAUAAUCUUCUGGAAGAAAAACGGACAGCUUUUGGAAAUUGACGGAUCAAAAAGAAUCGAGAUAGUAGACGGAGGUAACUUGGCUAUCCAAGACGCUAGGCGGAGUGAUGAGGGGAGGUACCAAUGUAUCGCCAAGAACACCGUUGGAGUCAGAGAAUCAAACGUGGCACUACUGAAAGUCUAUGUGAGGCCGUUCCUGAUCAACGGUCCUAGGGACGCCGUCAGUCUGACGGGAGCCAGUGUUGUGUUCGCCUGCGAGGUGGGCGGAGACCCGGUCCCUGAUGUACUCUGGAAGCGUACGGCUGGAGGCGGCAACAUGCCUCUGGGUCGGGUCCAUGUCCUGGAGGACCGCAGUCUCAGACUGGAGUCUGUCACCGCCGAGGACGAAGGAGAGUACAGCUGUGAGGUGGAUAACGCCGUGGGAAGCCUCACCGCAUCAGCUACCCUAACUGUGCAUUCCCCUCCCGUGAUCAUGGUGCGACCACAAGAGCUGACCGUGGACGAGGGCAAGGACGCAGUGUUCAGCUGUGGGGUCCGGGGAAAGCCCACCCCUACCGUGUUCUGGCUCAUUGAAGGCAAUCACACCCUUUUGUUGCCGGGAGAGAGUUCCCAGAGGUACGAGGCAUCUGCUACUGCGGAGGGUCAUGUUCUUCUCUCCGUCAAGGAGGUGCAGAAGUCCGACUCGGGGCUGGUGGUGAUGUGCAGUGCUGUGAACCCCGCGGGCUCCGACUCUUGGUUCUCCCGCCUUACCGUCAUCUCUCCGGACGACCACCCGCCCCCCAUUAUCGAGCUGGGGCCCGCUAAUCAGACCCUACCACUGUACACCCCUGGGCAGCUACAAUGCCGCGCUUCCGGCAACCCACCGCCGGUUAUCACGUGGUACAAAGAUGGCGUCCCGGUCAUCUCCACUGCUCCAAAAUCCAUCGUCGCUGAGGAUGGCACUCUAAAGAUCAAUGACCUGGUGAAGGCUGACGAAGGCCUCUACACUUGUGUGGCGUCGUCACGCAGCGGCAAAGCUACCUGGAGUGCCACCCUCCAGCUGGAGUCCAGAACUAACCCCAAUGCCGCUUUCUUCCGUAGCCCUGAGCCCACUACUCUCCCUGGACCUCCAAGUCGCCCCACACUGGUCAACUCUACUGACAGCAGCCUCACCAUCUCCUGGACCAGGAACAACAAAAUAGGCUCAUCAUCGCUCCUCGGAUACCAGGUGGAGAUGUUCAGUCGCUCUCUGGCAGGAGGUCACACUGGUGGGGGCUGGGUCACAGUAGCUAGGAGGGUCCCAGGUCCCACCUAUACCCAGCAGUACCUGCAGCCCAGUCUAGUCUACACGUUCCUGGUGAGAGCUGAGAACUCGCAUGGUCUCUCUCCGCCAUCAUUGCCUUCCACCAGCUUCACCCUGGCAGACCUAGCACUCCCUGCUGGAGAACUUGACUCAAGCAUGAAGGAGGCUCGAGCCAGCCUGUCUGCAGGACAUGUAGUGGAGCUCACGGGUAUACAGCCCAUCAGCUCAACCUCCAUCAAGCUCGGAUGGGAGAUACUAAGCUCAGAUUAUGUGGAAGGGGUAUUUAUAUACUCGCGAGGAUUGGAUCCCCAUUCUCGAAGCACCAACAUGUUGACAGUUCUUCACACUGGGGAUACCUCAGGGUUCCUGGUGACGGGGUUGAGUCCCCACACCCGCUAUCAGUUCUUCCUGGUUCCUUUCUACAGGCUGGUGGAUGGUAGACCUUCAAAUUCCAGGACUGCCAAGACUCUUGAAGAUGUACCCUCGGAACCUCCAAGCCACAUGGAAGCGGUCCUCCUCAACUCCAGCGCAGUCUACCUCAAGUGGAAGCCUCCACCGCAAUAUGCUCAUAACGGCAUCCUCAGAUCAUACCAGGUGGUGGUCCGAGGCGGGGAGGGCGGGAAAGGUAUGGUACUCAGCAACGUGACAGUGAAUGCUGGCACCCCGUCGCUCCUGCUGACCAACCUGACUGCAGGAGUUGUGUACACAGUGCAGGCUGCGGCAGUCACGCGGUUGGGGGCAGGGCCAUACAGUUCCCCUGCCACCCUGCGGCUAGACCCUUCCUCCAGGCUCCUCAACAACCCACGCCAACCUGUGGGUGUGGAACCAAGUCUGAAGAUGACCAACUCUGACUUCCUGUCAGAGACCUGGUUCAUGGCUCUGCUAGGGUCCAUGGUAGCUGUCAUGGUCUUGCUGUUCAGUGCAAUGCUGUACGUGUGGCGGAAACAAAUGCUCAACAAGAAAAGCUACUUGCCAGACUCCAGAUCCAACGGAGGAGUAUUAACGACACCUUUGGGCUUUAAGAGUCUAGCUGUGGGCCUCACCCACCCCCUUUCCACCCCCUUGGCCACGGACUCCAACUUCUGGAUAGAGGCCAACAAGUCACAGUCUGCCGAUAAGGAGUUGUACAGUGAGGCUCAGCAGACUCCUCACACAACCUCAGAUUAUGCUGAGGUCAACCUUCUGCAGCAAGGGUCUCUACUGACCUUCAAGGGCUAUGGAGAGAGUCCUUCCUCAGCUCCAUAUGCCACCACCACUCUGGUGCCUCCUGUCAACAGGCACAUGGGCAACAAGUUGCUCACGGGAUCGGAUCACAAAGCAGGAAGCUAUGAUCCAGAGACUUCUUACACGCCUUUCUGUUAUUACGAUAGAAAGGUUUUGUCUGACAAUUAUUUCUUUGUGGGCAACAAGGAAUACGUUCAUGUGAAUGGUCAUGCAAGUGUCGGAGUGCCCGCCACUCUAGUGGUUCCCCAUGGUGGGCGCAAGGCUAUGUCCGAUGCGGGAGAAACAGAUAGUAACCAGCUGGACCCACAACCCCCUCCACACCCUCCUCGCUAUCGGAGGACCUCAGUCAACACACCUUUGAUAAGGCCUAAUGAGCCAAAGUAUUUGGAGGAGACAUACACUCAGGUACAGGCACCUCCUAACGUGGCCAUCCCUCCUCGUAACCCCCAGCACACUGCAUACUCCCGCCUCCAGGGCCAGCCCACCAGUCGGACUCUGACCACCUUUGUGCGGCCCACCCGCACAGGCCACAGUCCUGUCUACCACAACUCCUCAAGGAGCGAACCUGGUGGAUAACGUCAAGAGAAGGGGAGGGUUCAAGAUCGGAAGCUUAAGAUGGAACAGAAUUUUUGCUUGUAAGACUUCCAACCAAUAGCACAACAGAAAUGCACCAGUUUUGCUCAAAAAAUUUAAAAGUGCAUUUUUCAAGCAUAAAAGUACAAUGGUUUUUACUUUUCUGAAGCAAAUAGUUACUGUGAAUAAGACACAAAUGGAAACAAAGAUUAUUAAUACUCGAAGAAUCAUUCAGAGAGUUAUUUCUAGAAACUAUUACAAUGUCUUAAGUAUGAAAGCAAUCACAUAAACUUUCAGAUUCCUGUUUUAAAUCUGAGAUAAGCUAACCAUGUUAUAUUUUAAAAUCUUUCCUUAAAAAGAAAACAAGCAAUGUUUUAUUGUUUUUAUUGAAUACUGACAUAUUCUUCAACACCUUCACUGCUGUUCUAAAUUUAGUAAUCUUCACUAGUUGUAAAUAUUUACAUGACUUGACUGUCAGUAUGUUACAGAUCUGUAAUCGUUGAAAAAACAAGAAUUAUGUUAAAACUUAUUGGCAUUUAAGUCUUUAUUAUUGUAAAACCUAUGCUCGAACUUUACUUUCAACUAAUUUAUUCCAUUACUUGAGCUUUCAAUUAUGAAUAUAGAAGGUAAAAUGGGUGUUUUUGAUGUAUUAAAAUCAUACAAAUUUUAAUACUAGAAUAAAAUUUAAUUUUGAAGUUUUCUACUUUUUACGUACAUAACUAAUAAAUAACAGAAUGAAGUAAUAAUAUGAUAGGGACAAAAAACCAUUCCUUCUCAAAAAUGUGUGAUAUUUUGUAAUCUUUUAGAAUCAUUCUUAUAAUUUUGUAAGUCUUUUGAUGGCUUUUGGAUUUUAUGAAUGUAAAAACUUGUAAAUAAUGCUUGUAACGGUGUUCCCUGAUAUUGUUCAGUUGGAUGUUCUCUUGAGAUUAUUUUUUUAACUCGUACUGCCAAAUUUUGAACGCAUCGCUCCUUGUCCAAAGUGUCCCAAGUGUUGUAUAUUAAGUCUGUUGAUUUUUCUAUUGACAAGUUACUAUAAGACUGACCAUACUACUCUUGUAGGCUAAAUGUAUCAUAACGGCUGAUUGUUUGUACCAUGUCUAUUUGUAAAUUGAAUUGUACAUAUCGUCAAAGCAAUAUAGAAUAAAUUUUUGAUGUAAUAAUUUGACUGUAAAAAGCUAUAAAUAGUAUUUAUUUUAGUUUUAAUAAGUUAUUUUAGUGCAGACCGUUGUAUCAUUUAGAGUCACAGACCAGAUCAGAACUAAAGCAGUGUUAAAUGUGUAAUGUAGAAAUGUUGGGUGUUGAAAUUUACCUAAAUCUGCUUCCCUACUGAUUCUAUAAUCUGGGUAUAGUGUUCCGAGGUUAGAAUUGAGUGUACAUUCUGCUACUUUCCCACCGGCACUAAAAACAUGUUCCUAAGUGUAGAUAGAAAACUGUUUACAAUUUUGUGUUUAGGUUGUUUUAGUUGCUAACGAAAAUGCUGUAGGAAUUUCUUCCUGUAGCAUAUUAAUAUAAUAUAAUUUUUUCUAUUUUCAAAACAUGCUAUUUUUAUGUAUUACACUGAGUAUUUAAAAUAAUUUAAUUUUUCUAUGAAACUAAAUGAAAUAGUGAUAAAUUUCAUCUUAUGUAGAGAUUUUUUAAAAUUUGGAAUAUAACUUUUUAUGUUGUGAAAUGUUUUUAUGUUAUUUUUUUGUUUAAUUGCUCCUUAAAAUAAUUUCCUUGAAUAUGGAAAAAGUAAAAAAGUUUUUUUUUCACUCCACGUGAAACUAUAGACAUUUUAACUAGAAAAUUUUGAAUUUUUGAAUCAGGCUGAAAUAAAAUUUGUUGAAAAUGUGGAAUUUUCCAGUAGGUAAAUGAGUUUGAUUGACAAGUGAGUAUGGAUUGAAGUUUUUCUUUAUAAAAAAAUAACUUUUUAAAACUAAUUUUUUUACAUUACAUUUAAUUUUAAAAAUAUCAUUUUCCUAAGUCAUAAAUUAAUAAGUUGGUUAAAACAUUAUGUAUUAUAUGAGAGAUAUUAUAUGGAGGAAUUGUGAGUUUAUCAUAAAAGAAUUUGUUUUAAACCCUGAAUUAAUUGCACCACUUGAAGGGUUUUAUCUAAAGGGGAUUCAUUGUUAAAAUUAACCCAAUUCUGUAGUAAUAAUACUGCACCAUUAUACCGGUUAAAAAUUAUUGCUUAGUUCAUAAUAUAGUAAUGCAUAAACAAUGUGUGAUAUUAAAUAGUACUAGUUUGUUGACAAAUGUUUUAUUUUAUAUUAGAUUUCAGUAUUAAAAAUAGCCCCAGUAAAAUUUUUUUGCUAGAAAAAUAUUGGAAAUUAGGUUAAUUUGUAAUCAUAUAAUCCUAUAAAUACUAUAAAAUUAAAUUAUAAAAAUAUAAUAUUGUUUAAAUAAACAGUUGUACCACCAUCAAUUGUAAAAGUCCUAUGUAACUAAUAUAAUCGUUAUUCCUAAAAAUAUAUAGUCAGCCUUAUUCUGAAGUCAGGCACACUUAAUUGUAAAAGAAAAAAUAAUGACAUAUAUUGAACAUAUCAAUCCAUUUGGUUCAAAUAUUUUUAACCAAUUUUUAUGAUUCAAGGAUUUAUGGCCUACCCUCACUGUGUUGUCUUCCCACUUAUUGUUCUUUUGAACUAAAGUUGAUCAUUUAUACUUGAAUACUUUUAUAUUUUUGUAUCUCAACAAAAGUGGUUAAGUGUACUGAAAACUGUGUAAAUUACUGUGUAUUUACAGAUUGUGAUAGAAUAAAGAAUUAUUUAUAAAUA